Molecule: messenger RNA, 1843 nt
Organism: Ostrea edulis (European flat oyster)
Lineage: Eukaryota; Metazoa; Mollusca; Bivalvia; Ostreida; Ostreidae
Product: translocation protein SEC62-like
Exons: 9
Coding region: 144-1328 (394 amino acids)
Biological process (GO): post-translational protein targeting to membrane, translocation
Cellular component (GO): endoplasmic reticulum membrane; endoplasmic reticulum
Source: RefSeq, a predicted model, not a curated record
AUUCUAUAUAACGUGAGUUUGUAGUCAGGCAAGCAAGUUAGGCCGUAAUACCCAUUUCAUCGGUCGCUGAGACGCUUUCUUUCUUGUUUAAUAUGUUAUUCACGAUAAGCGUUCGGUUGACGUGGGAUUAAGUCCACGUAAACAUGGCUGACCGUAAGAAGAAACUGAAAAAAAGUAGUUCAGAUAAUGAAAAACCCACAAAGGAAGAAUAUGCCAUUGCUAAGCAUCUUCGAUUUGCAUGUCCGGUCAAGGAAGCAAAGUUUGUUCCGAUGCAGAACAUGGUCAAAUGUUUCUUUGGAAAUCAGGCAAUUGACACUUUGAUGGAUUCAAAAUGGGCGAAAUCCUCCAAGAGUGAAAUUCAGUUUACGGACAGAAAAUCAUGUGUUCAUUUCUUGGAAAGGUUAAUGGUGAAAGGACUAUUUCAUCGAGCCACAAAAAUAGAAAGAGGCAAAAAAGACAAAGAUAAAAUACGAAAGAAAAAGAGAGAGGAAGAAACAGAGGAUGAUAAGGACAAGAAAAGCAAAAAGGAGAAAAAAAAGAUAAAGGAGAAAGAUGCUAAAGAUUCAGAUGCAGACAAACCAGACACUCCAGAGGACAAGAAGGUGGAAGAGAAAGAUAAGAAGAAAGAUGAACCAAAGAAGGAGGAAGAAAAGAAAAAGAAAGAAAGGAAACUAAGAUUAGACAUGGCAGAUGAACAACGUUUCAUUGACGGGGAUGGGAUAUAUGUAUGGAUAUAUGAUCCAGUGCCGAUGUCCACCUUUCUCAUCGGACUCUUAAUGGUGCUGGGGGCUGCCCUGCUCUGUGUGUUUCCUCUGUGGCCAGACUGGUUGAGGGUGGCUGUAUACUACAUCAGUUUGGUGGGAGCCAGUUUUGUUGGCUUUAUUCUGUUGUUGGCUGUCAUUCGAGGCAUUCUGUUUUGUGUUCUGUGGGUUUUGACUCUGGGCAAAGUGCAUCUUUGGAUUCUACCUAAUCUAACAGAAGAUGUGGGAUUCUUUGACUCAUUCAAGCCAUUAUAUACAUACAAAGUGAUGAACAAGGAGGAGCAGGAAAAAGAGAAAAAGAAGAAAGAAGAAAAGAGAAAAAAGAAAAAGAAACGAGAGGAAGAGGGUGGUGAUUCGGAGAGUGAGAUAAAUGAUAAGAAUGAGGACCAAGGUGAGGCACAAGAGGGCCAUGGUGAGGUUCAAGAGGGCCAUGGUGAGGAAGAGGCUCAGAAUGGGGACCAGGAGUUUGAAAUGGUACAGAGGGAGGAGCUUGAAGAAGAAGACCAGGAAGGGGAGAGCUCAGAGGAAGGGGAGGGAAGUGAGGAAGAGGACAAAAAGACUAAGUGAGAGCUGAACUGUAAAGUGUAUAUUGUCAAAGGCUAGCAGAAAUCUCCAUGGAGACACAUGGAUUAGGAGGAGCUUGAAGUUUAUGAUAUGUUAACUAUACUUUUUGAAAUUCAAAGAAACUUCUUUACAUAAGGUAAUUGGUGAUUUCAGACUUCUAUUUUACUUUUAAAAUUCCUGAAUGCAUUUUUGAAAAUCAAGGCUUGUAUGUCAGUGUAUAAAAAUUCUGUUGCAUUAAGUGGGAUUCAGCAUAUUUAGAAUUUUAUUUUUUAAAAAUGAUGUUAUUUGUUUAGAUUGUGACUUUUCUAGUCUGUUAACAGCUUAUACAUGUGUAAGGGGGUGCCUGUUAACACAUACUGUUAUAAAGAAAAAAACUGCCAUUGUUUUGGAUUAUCCAGUGGAUGAUAUCUACAUUGUGAAGCUUGAAUCUUCUCAGUUAUAUUUGGUACAGCUUCCAGUGGAUAUUCUUGUUUUUAUUACUUGUCAUCAAUAAAGUUGAUUUCUGGCAAAUUUUGAAA